Molecule: messenger RNA, 9217 nt
Organism: Ahaetulla prasina
Lineage: Eukaryota; Metazoa; Chordata; Lepidosauria; Squamata; Colubridae
Gene: KIF1A
Product: kinesin family member 1A
Exons: 49
Coding region: 173-5524 (1783 amino acids)
Biological process (GO): microtubule-based movement
Molecular function (GO): microtubule motor activity; microtubule binding; ATP binding
Source: RefSeq, a predicted model, not a curated record
CGUCGUGAGACGCCCCUCAGGUCUGCUAGCCGGUGGGAACCAUAGCCGGAGCUUUGCCAAUGGUAGUGCCGGCCCCAGCCUCUCCCCGUCGAGAGCGGAUUGCAGAAAGCCUUUGAGGACAUUUUAAGGAGUAAAAUCCUAGCAAGAGGAUAAAAAUCUGCAGCUCACCAGGAUGGCAGGAGCCUCAGUAAAAGUGGCAGUGCGGGUGCGUCCUUUCAAUUCCCGAGAAAUGGGCAAGGAUUCCAAAUGCAUCAUACAAAUGACAGGAAACACUACAACUAUCAUUAAUCCAAAGCAGCCCAAAGAGACACCCAAAAGUUUCAGCUUUGACUAUUCCUACUGGUCUCACACAACUCCUGAAGACAUAAACUAUGCUUCACAAAAACAAGUAUACCUGGACAUUGGAGAGGAGAUGCUGCAGCAUGCUUUUGAAGGUUAUAAUGUCUGCAUUUUUGCCUACGGCCAGACUGGGGCUGGCAAGUCAUAUACAAUGAUGGGUAAACAAGAGAAGGACCAACAAGGCAUAAUUCCCCAGCUGUGCGAGGAUCUCUUCUCUCGAAUCAAUGACACAACAAAUGACAAUAUGUCCUACUCAGUGGAGGUGAGCUACAUGGAAAUAUACUGUGAACGUGUACGUGACCUCCUCAAUCCCAAGAAUAAAGGAAACCUGAGGGUCAGAGAGCACCCACUCCUUGGACCAUAUGUUGAAGAUCUCUCAAAACUAGCGGUUACUUCAUAUAAUGACAUUCAGGAUUUAAUGGACUCUGGGAACAAAGCAAGGACAGUAGCAGCCACUAAUAUGAAUGAAACCAGCAGCCGCUCGCAUGCGGUUUUCAAUAUUAUCUUCACCCAGAAGAGACACGAUGCAGAGACAGACAUCACCACUGAAAAGGUCAGCAAAAUCAGCUUGGUGGAUCUUGCAGGAAGUGAACGGGCUGACUCCACAGGAGCAAAAGGCACAAGACUUAAGGAAGGAGCAAAUAUCAAUAAAUCACUAACAACCUUAGGAAAAGUGAUCUCUGCUCUAGCUGAAAUGGAUUCAGGACCAAAUAAGAAUAAGAAGAAAAAAAAGUCAGACUUCAUUCCAUAUCGAGAUUCAGUACUUACUUGGCUGCUCCGAGAAAAUCUAGGUGGUAACUCCCGGACUGCUAUGGUUGCUGCUCUCAGCCCUGCUGAUAUUAAUUACGAUGAGACUCUCAGCACUUUAAGAUAUGCAGAUCGUGCUAAGCAAAUCAGAUGCAAUGCUGUCAUUAAUGAGGAUCCCAACAACAAGCUGAUCAGAGAACUUAAAGAUGAAGUGGCUCGCCUCAGAGACCUGUUGUAUUCCCAAGGCCUGGGAGAUAUCAUAGAUAUGACCAAUGCCUUGGUAGGAAUGAGCCCAUCCUCCUCACUCUCCGCUUUGUCCAGUCGAGCUGCCUCAGUCAAUAGUCUACAUGAGCGGAUCAUGUUUGCUCCGGGUAGUGAAGAAGCCAUUGAAAGACUCAAGGAAACGGAGAAGAUAAUUGCGGAGCUGAAUGAAACAUGGGAAGAAAAACUGCGCAGAACAGAAGCAAUUCGUAUGGAGAGAGAAGCUUUGCUGGCAGAAAUGGGAGUGGCUAUGAGAGAAGAUGGUGGUACCUUGGGGGUAUUUUCUCCUAAAAAGACACCACAUCUGGUCAACUUAAAUGAAGACCCACUGAUGUCUGAGUGCCUUCUGUAUUACAUUAAAGAUGGAAUAACCAGGGUUGGUCGAGAAGAUGGUGAGAGGAGACAGGACAUUGUACUUAGUGGUCACUUCAUCAAAGAAGAGCACUGCAUAUUCCGAAGUGACACUAAAUCUGGCAGUGAAGCUAUUGUGACCCUGGAACCUUGUGAGGGUGCAGAUACUUAUGUCAAUGGAAAGAAAGUUACAGAACCCAGCAUCUUAAGAUCAGGAAAUCGCAUCAUCAUGGGGAAAAGCCAUGUAUUUCGAUUUAAUCAUCCGGAGCAGGCACGGCAAGAGAGGGAACGAACACCUUGUGCAGAAACUCCUGCUGAACCAGUGGAUUGGGCUUUUGCCCAGAGGGAAUUGCUAGAGAAACAAGGCAUUGAUAUGAAGCAGGAAAUGGAACAGAGGCUUCAGGAACUGGAAGAUCAAUACCGAAAGGAAAGAGAAGAGGCUAAUUACCUUCUGGAACAACAAAGACUUGAUUACGAGAGUAAAUUAGAGGCUUUACAAAAGCAAAUGGACUCAAGAUACUACACUGAAGCUAAUGAGGAAGAGGAGGAGCCUGAGGAUGAAGUUCAGUGGACAGAGCGAGAGUUUGAGUUGGCACUCUGGGCCUUUAGGAAGUGGAAAUGGUAUCAGUUUACAUCUCUUCGAGACCUGCUGUGGGGCAAUGCCAUUUUCUUGAAGGAGGCCAAUGCGAUCAGUGUGGAACUGAAGAAAAAGGUUCAGUUUCAGUUUGUACUCCUCACAGACACCUUAUACUCACCUCUGCCUCCAGACCUUCUUCCUCCAGAUGCUGCCAAAGACCGGGAGAAACGUCCUUUCCCAAGGACCAUUGUGGCAGUAGAGGUGCAGGACCAGAAAAAUGGAGCAACCCAUUAUUGGACUCUGGAGAAACUCAGGCAGAGGUUGGACUUGAUGCGGGAGAUGUAUGAUCGGGCAGCUGAAGUACCCUCUAGUGUUAUAGAAGACUGUGAUAACGUGGUGACAGGCGGAGACCCCUUUUACGAUCGCUUUCCUUGGUUCAGGCUGGUUGGCAGUUCAGAUAUCUCUGGCUGCAACAGCUCUCCUAUUUUCAACACAUGCAUGAGCGAGCGCAUGGCUGAUCUCACCCCCUCCCCCACCUUCUCGAACCCUGACUCCGACAUCACCGAGCCUGCUGACGAGCAGCACGUGGGGAAGGAGGAGGAGGAGGAGGACCUGGAGGAAGACAUCUUUCCGGAGUACCCGCUGUAUGAUGGCCAGGAUCCAUUUUACGACCGCUCCCCCCUGUUCAGUUUAGUAGGAAGAGCAUUUGUGUAUCUCAGCAACUUGCUAUACCCUGUACCUUUGGUCCAUCGUGUUGCCAUUGUCAGCGAGAAGGGGGAAGUUAAAGGAUUCCUGCGGGUAGCAGUUCAGGCCAUUUCAGCUGAUGAAGAAGCACCAGAUUAUGGCUCAGGAGUGCGGCAGUCAGGAACGGCUAAAAUUUCCUUUGAUGAUCAGCACUUUGAGAAGUUCCAGUCUGAAUCCUGUCCUGCAGUGGGAAUGUCUCGCUCUGGAACAUCACAAGAGGAGCUGCGCAUAGUAGAAGGACAGGGACAAAUUACUGAUAUAGGGCCAUCGGCAGACGAAGUCAACAACAACACUUGUGCAGCCACUCCAGAAGAUAUUCUCCUGGAGAGUUCCGAGAAAUCCACAGUUGAUGGACCUUUUGAGGCAGUUUUGGAGCACUUGAAAUUGGGCAGCAUUUUCACUUUCAGAGUUACUGUUCUACAGGCCUCCAGCAUCUCAGCAGAAUAUGCGGACAUCUUCUGCCAAUUUAACUUUAUUCACCGCCAUGAUGAAGCCUUCUCUACUGAGCCCUUGAAGAACACUGGUCGAGGCCCACCUCUUGGCUUUUAUCAUGUUCAGAAUAUUGCUGUUGAGGUCACUAAAUCCUUUAUUGAAUACAUUAAAAGCCAGCCAAUUGUCUUUGAGGUGUUUGGCCAUUAUCAGCAGUAUCCUUUCCCCCCUCUCUGCAAGGAUGUACUCAGCCCCCUAAGACCAUCUCGCCGCCAUUUUCCUCGUGUUAUGCCAUUAUCAAAACCAGUGCCUGCAACAAAAUUGAGUGCCAUGACAAGACCCAGUAUUGGCCCAUGUCAAUGCAAGUAUGAUCUCAUGGUCUUCUUUGAGAUCUGUGAGCUGGAAGCUAAUGGCGACUAUAUCCCAGCCGUUGUGGAUCAUCGUGGAGGAAUGCCUUGCCAUGGGACUUUCCUAUUGCAUCAGGGUAUCCAAAGGAGGAUUACAGUCACCUUGGUGCAUGAGACAGGGAGCCACAUCCGCUGGAAGGAAGUGAGGGAGCUGGUUGUGGGUCGAAUCCGGAACACUCCAGAAGGAGAUGAGUCCCUCAUUGAUCCCAAUAUCCUCUCUUUGAACAUCCUGUCUUCAGGAUACAUCCGGCCCUCUCAGGAUGAUCGGCAGUUUCUUGAUUCGGAUAUGCCUAGGACUUUUUACCAGUUUGAAGCUGCGUGGGAUAGCUCCAUGCAUAACUCUUUGCUCCUGAAUCGUGUUACUCCUUACAGAGAAAAAAUCUACAUGACCCUCUCUGCUUAUAUUGAGAUGGAGAACUGCACCCAACCUGCUGUCAUCACCAAAGAUUUUUGUAUGGUCUUUUACUCCAGAGAUGCCAAACUCCCUGCUUCUAGAUCAAUCCGCAAUCUUUUUGGAAGUGGAAGCCUUCGAGCUUCAGAAAGUAACCGUGUGACCGGAGUCUAUGAGCUCAGCCUCUGCCGAGUUGCUGAUGCUGGCAGUCCAGGUAUGCAAAGGAGACGAAGGCGUGUGCUGGACACCUCUGUGGCCUACGUACGAGGAGAAGAGAAUUUAGCUGGGUGGCGACCCCGUAGUGAUAGUCUCAUCUUGGAUCAUCAGUGGGAACUGGAAAAACUGAGUCUUCUACAAGAAGUUGAGAAAACAAGACAUUAUCUGCUCUUGCGUGAGAAGUUGGAGACAACUCAGCGCUUAGGUCUGGAUUCCUUGUCCUCAAGCUCCAGUGAAGAUUCUGAUUCCCGUAGCACAUCUUAUGUUUCAUCUCCAAUCUCUGCAGAUGGUACCCCAGAAGGGAGGCCUUUACCUCUUGAUAUUCCUAGUGAGAGACAGAAAGAACUUGCAGUCAAGUGCUUGCGCCUUCUUACACACACUUUUAACAGAGAGUACAGCCAUAGCCAUGUGUGUGUCAGUGCAAGUGAGAGCAAGCUAUCUGAAAUGUCAGUGACUCUGCUGAGAGACCCCUCCAUGUCAGGCCUUGGUAGUGCAACUUUGACCCCCUCCUCAACCUGUCCAUCCCUGAUCGAAGGCCAUUAUAGUGCUACAGAAGCCAGAACUCUCCAGCUCCCUUCCAGAGUAGAAAGUCCUGAAAUUGAGCUCACCAUCGAAGGAGAGAAGAAAAAAUCCCCUGUUUGUGGGCCCGAGGAGGAUAAGGAAAUCCAGCGUCUAUUGGUUCCUGAUAUUCAAGAGAUUCGGGUCAGCCCUAUUGUCUCCAGAAAAGGCUACUUACACUUUCUGGAACCCCAUACAAAUGGGUGGGUGAAACGCUAUGUGGUUGUGAGACGCCCCUAUGUCUACAUCUACAACAGCGACAAAGAUUCUGUGGAGAGAGCAGUCCUCAAUCUCUCAUCAGCUCAGGUGGAAUACAGUGAAGACCAGCAGGCAAUGCUAAAAACCCCUAACACUUUUGCAGUGUGCACUGAACAUCGUGGAAUUCUGCUACAAGCAAGCAAUGAUAAGGACAUGCAUGAUUGGCUGUAUGCCUUUAACCCUCUCCUGGCUGGAUCAAUAAGAUCCAAAUUAUCAAGACGAACAACAACCCAGGCAAGAAUUUAACUUAAAAGAUCUGCCCACCUCAAAAAAAUCCAGAAAAGUGAAAUAAUGGGUGCUGUUGGAAGAUCCCCAUCUGAAAAUUGGAAUUUUCCUGUCAUUCGUCUCCUCAGAUGCCUGUGCCUCAGAGUGAUCCAUUAUGAGUUACAGCUUCAUUGGGCAAACUCAUUUCCUUGAGUAAUUUUAAAAGGGUACUAUUCCCUGGAAUUCUUGCACAUAUGUGAUCUUCCACUCUUCUCUUUAUUGGGUGGCUUAUGACUACUAACAAAGCAAGAGUUUUUUUUCUUUCUUUCCUUCUGUUUUUUUUAAUUCCUAAAUCAAUUGUUCAAUUUAAAGAGAGAGGAAUUUGCAAGAGUGAACCUUAAUGCUAUUUAAAGAGAUAAGUGAUAGAAUUAUGUGCUGCUAAUUCAUUACUUACUGUUGACAUUUUACAAAUUACUUGAUAGAGAAAGAGUAGUAUGAGAUUAUAUUUAUAAAGUAUUUAUUUCUAUUUACUUCACUGAAAAUAAUAUGCAUUCUGUUAAUCAUGUGUUUCGGGGUCUCCCCUAACUUAUGCAUAUUCCUGAUGCUGGACUGCAUUUUUGGUAAAGGAAGAGAUACCCAAAGGAACCAGGGUGGUGAUGCAAGAAGAAUCCAUCUCUGUUUUAUGUGGCUAUUUUUAGUUUCUUUUCAAGCUGCAUCUACUGUCUGGACAUUCCUUUCUAGUGUGUUUCACUAACAACAUUCUCCCCUUCCUUACCUGCUCCCCUCCACUAACACACAGUUUUUGUUUUUUAAAUGCUGUGACUAAAAGCAAAGGAACAGCAAUAGAAAAUAGAGGAAGCAGGGUUUUUUCCCCUUUCUGCUGCUUUUUUUCUUGUAGGGUGGCUUACAUUUUUCUGUUGGAUAAAAUGAAGUUGUAAAUACAUACAAGAGCAUAAGCAGUGACCUGCUGGAUUGGACCGCUGGCCAAUCUAGCCCAGCAGCUUGUUCUCACAGUGGCCAACCAACUGCACAAGGAACCCCACUAGUCUCUCAGCAGAUGGCCUUCAGAGGCAGUCACCCUGCUAUAAAGGCUAAUAACCACCAAGCCCCACUAUUUCUAUGAAUUGGUCCAACCCUUUUUUGAAGCCAGUCAAGCUGGUAGCCAGCACCACGUAUUCUAAGCAGAAUAAUUUGUGAAGGAAAAGUUUAAACAGGUCCCCCUCCCAAGUAUUCUUUUGCUCCCAGAAUAUUGCUUUUCAUUAAUUAAAAGAGCCCAUGAAGAGGGAAGUAUAGCAAGCGCUGACCUUGUCUUAAUAAGGAUUAACAGCUGGCACUGAACAUGUGCUGUUCCUAAAAAGAAAAUGUUGGUGAGGGAGCUGCUUAAUCCUUUCCUUGUUGCCAAAUAUUAUUCAUGGCAUGGAAGUUUUUCUCUACCCUAUUGCCCUUUCACUGAGUUAGGGCUGUGGUUCCCAGAUUUCCCUGUCAACAUGGUCAUAGUAGCUCUACGUGUGGAAGAUACCAGAUGAAAGAAAGCUAGCAGGACUGGGAGAAGUUGGAAUGCUUCUCAUUAGUGAUGUCAUAGGUAAUAUUUAAUUAUAGUGUAAUAUAGCCAUUUGAAAGAGUAUGGCUGUACUCUUUGAGAAGGAAGGGUGAACAGAAGGCGAUAUACGCAGUGCAAACUCAAGAGAUGGUGUCGUCUUCCCACAGCAAAGAAAGAACUAUUUGUUGGUUGCACUUAAAACUGAUUGUCUGAAAAAGAUAGCUUGUUGUUUUCUUUUCUGAGAAAAGUAGGUUUAGAGAAUUUAGUGGGAAUAUAGCAAAGAUGAAUGGGAUCUUUAUGCAGAAAAGGGUAUGCCUUUCUGUCACUAUAGGAAGUGAAGCUGUUAAAAAUCUCCUUCAAAAUAUACUUGUUAUCUCACUGCUUUUUUUUCUUUUUCAAGUGUUAGAAUUCCAAGUGGAAUGGACCAAUUGGAAAAUGAAGCUGACCAAAGCAUAGACACUGAAAAAUCAAUCAAUCCCUAGCACUAAGUAGUUGAGGAAGAUAUUUUCAUUUUUAUUAAAUUUUUAGAGUAAACUUAAAAGCAGAAGUGUUUUAUCUCAGAGUUCUUGUUUUUGGUGAUUUUUUUUAAUAAAAUGGGUAUCUAUGUAAGCCAACCUUUGGCAAGCCUCUGAAGAUCCCCAGCCCUUCUAACGUAUGUUCUUAGGAAUGUGGCAUAUUUCACUAAUAGUGAAUCUUGAUUUGCACAGCAUGGAUACACUUUGGUUUCAUUGUCUCCCACUUUUUUGUUGCAUCCAUUGGUCCUUUGUGUGAUGCCCAGAUGAAAGUUUGUUUAAGGAUGUAGAGUUUGAAUUUCAUGUGCAUGUGAUGUGAGAUGUGUGAAUAUAAAGGCAAGAAUGUCACAAUCCCUUCGGCAUAGAUUCAGCGGAUUGGCAAAAGUGUCCCAGAGGUUCAAAAAUACAGGUUUCAGCAGGAAUAACUCCAGAAUCCUUUUAUAAUAUUGUAGUCUCUGGCUGGAAGAUACUUGCUGGGUUCACACAACAUUAUCAAACCAAUUGCUUCUUUUUUAGCUUACAUUGUUGUGUGAAUCCAGAAAAUGUGGAUGUUUUAUGAUUUGGUGUGUUGUAUAAAAUUAGUUAACUGUAAUUUAUUCUGUAAACCAUGACUUAAUGGUGUUUGAACACAGCCACUAUAUAAUUGUGAGAUUUUCUACAUAUUUCUUUCUGAUUAACUCUCUUAAGAUAGCAUUUCUUUCCUUCAAGAAACUCCACUCUUAAACAUUUAUAGGACAAAGCCUAGUAGAUCCAAUCUCUUACUGAUCUGAGGCCAAAACUGAGAAUCAUGGACCCCUCCAGAUAUUACUGAACUGCAGCUAUCAGCUGCUGCCUGAAGUGUAGAUAAUGAUGAAAGAUGCUGGAAGCUGUAGUUCAGCAAAUCUAUGAGGAAUCCAGGUUUCCAUUCUUUUACCUUACGUAAACACUUGUCUUGCUCUUUUAAGAAUUAUUCUUAGCACUAGUUCUUAAUUCUGAUCAGUCAAACACUAAUUAGGUUGGGACAACUGUUUGGGCAGAAUGUUAUCCUAAUUUAAAUGCACAAGAAAGGUAUUUCUACUGCCCAUUCAGUGAGAUUUAAGAGAUUGUCAAGUGACAGUUUUAUUUACUUUAAUCUUCAUUAUUUACUCUUUGUGUUUGAAAAAUAGCAAAGAAUUAUAAUCAUGACUUUAAAAACAGCCUUGAUAGGCAAUUUUAUUCAUUUCAGCUUUCCAGCCUGAAGCUGCUUCCAGACAAUGUGUUUACAGUAAAAUUGUGUAUGUCUUGUUCAUUCACAUUUAAUGAGGAAUUAACACCACAAAGUCAUCCUCCAGUAACCCUCGUGUUUUUCUAGUGGUGCUCCUGCCUUUUUUUUUUAAACUGAAGAAAAUCACACUUUAGGGAAAGGAAUAAAUAAGCAGUAACAUCUAUUUGAAGCUGUGCUGACUGGGAAAACUAUCUAAACUAGGACAGUUAGCAAAAUUUGUCACCGAGGUAGGAGACUGACAUUUGGGAAUGCCUUUCAUUUUUGUAUUCCUUGCCAUGAAUUUCUCAAUGCAAGGCCAAUUCAUCUUCUAUAGUGCAGUUCCUUUUCUCAAAAUGUUUUGUCGUUUAACCCUUGUUAUUCAUUCAGUUGUCCUUAAAAAAAAACCAAGGCAGAUUAAUGCAUGUUUGAUUUAAAACAAUAGUUUCCAAUGUUUUCCUUUA